This is a messenger RNA of Aegilops tauschii subsp. strangulata, 768 nucleotides long. The record is from RefSeq and is a predicted model, not a curated record. NCBI's taxonomy places the organism in Eukaryota, Viridiplantae, Streptophyta, Magnoliopsida, Poales, Poaceae.
AUGGAGAAGAACGACAGGGGCUGGAGCUUGCAAGGCCCGAUUCAUGCGCGGCAGGGGGGGAGGGGGACGGAUCCAGAUGCGGGCGGCGAGGCGGCGGUCGCCGGUGACGAUGAGGAAGGCCAGAGCAAAAAUUCAUCCGUGACUCCUGGGCAGAAAGGAGACAGGGAGGUGAGGGAGAGAAGAAGGAAGAAAGGAGGGGCGUUGCAGUUCAGACGAGGAGGCGGCUUGCUGCAGCAGACAACAGCGCGACCAGGAGGUGCGGCGGCGCGGUGCAGGGGCCGUCGCGGCGGUGGUGGGCACAACGUCAUGGCGACGGAGGCAGAGCGGCUCGGGCAGGGAGGCACGAUGCAGCAGGAGAGGAGGAGCACAUCGGUGAGGCGAGGAAGAGCGAGGCCAACGGCAAUGCAGCCUCACCGGGGUCGGGCGGAGCCAGCCGGCCUCCCAGGCCCCGCGCGCAGAGGCGCGGCAGUGGCACGGAAGGGCGUCGGCGGCCAUGGCGUCGGCCAGGGGAGGCGCAGGCCGCGGCGGCCGGAGACGGCGCGCGGGUGGAGGGGCGGCCGCGGGCUCGGCUGGGCGGAGCGGCACGGGCGAGGCGCUGACGCGGCCGUGGCCUUAGGCCACAUUGGCAGCGGGGGCGGCGCGACGCGCAGGAGGGCAGGGGGCGCGAGCGGCGGCGAGUCUAGCGCGCGCCUGCCAUGCCUCCCCUGGCGGCGCAAGGUGGGAGAAGGGAUCGGGAGAGAGGAGCGAGGUUCGAUCGGGCUAGGUUAG